Molecule: messenger RNA, 2388 nt
Organism: Penicillium argentinense
Lineage: Eukaryota; Fungi; Ascomycota; Eurotiomycetes; Eurotiales; Aspergillaceae
Product: SNF1 family serine/threonine-protein kinase
Exons: 4
Coding region: 1-2388 (795 amino acids)
Biological process (GO): intracellular signal transduction; protein phosphorylation
Cellular component (GO): cytoplasm
Molecular function (GO): ATP binding; protein serine/threonine kinase activity
Source: RefSeq, a predicted model, not a curated record
AUGGCUGCAGCAUUCGACGAGGAGGAUCUCUCGAUCCCUCUUGCAUCUACCGACUCCGAUCGCUCGCGUGAGCCUGCUAGCAAGUCUGCUAGACCGAACCCCUCCGCCAUGGCCAUGCCGCCGCCACGCCCGACCGGCCGGACCGAUGCGGCCGCGACGCAAUCCCCCGCGACCACCAGGGAUAUGCAGCGCCUCGAUCAGUACCAGACGAUCAAGAUUCUGGGCGAAGGGUCUUUCGGCAAGGUCAAACUGGCGAUUCAUCAGCCAAGUGGCCGUCAAGUCGCCCUCAAGAUCAUCUCCCGCCGCAAGCUCCUCUCCCGGGACAUGGUCGGACGUGUAGAGCGAGAGAUACAGUACCUUCAAUUGCUACGCCAUCCUCAUAUCAUCAAAUUGUACACCGUGAUCGCGACCAAAACCGAUAUUGUGAUGGUCCUCGAGUAUGCCGAGCGAGAACUUUUCGAUUAUCUUGUCAGGAGAGGAAAAUGCAACGACGACGAAGCUCGGAAGUUCUUCCAACAGAUUAUUUGCGCCGUCGAAUACUGUCACCGACACAAGAUCGUCCACCGUGACCUGAAGCCAGAGAACCUGUUGAUCGACAGCCAGAAGAACGUGAAGAUCGCCGAUUUCGGACUGAGCAAUAUCAUGACGGACGGUAAUUUCUUGAAGACGAGCUGCGGAAGCCCCAACUACGCUGCUCCAGAAGUUAUCUCCGGUAAGCUCUACGCGGGGCCCGAGGUGGAUGUUUGGAGCUGUGGUGUGAUUCUUUAUGUGCUGCUGGUUGGCCGAUUGCCCUUUGACGAUGAUUACAUCCCCGCCCUUUUCAAGAAGAUCGCGGCCGGCAACUUCCACGUCCCGGGAUACAUCUCCCCCGGGGCCGCCCGUCUUAUCCGAGCAAUGCUUCAAGUCCAUCCCGUCCACAGAAUUACAAUUGAGGAGAUUCGCAGAGACCCGUGGUUUACCAAGAACCUACCAAAAUACCUGGAGCCCCCACCAGAGGAAUUCAUUGCGACAGGCGUGGACCCCAACAAGGCAAUCGACUCGCGCAAGCUUGCACCCGGAAAGCCUCUUCCAGUUCAGCAUAAGAUUCACCGCGUAGCCGUGCGAAAGCUCGAGAAAAGCAUGGGAUAUGGCCAGGAAGAUAUCGAAGAGGCAUUGCGGCAUCCGGAACCCAGCGCGAUCAAAGAUGCAUUCUCAAUCGUGGUCGAGAAUGAAAUGAUGCAGACCAACUCUCCAACGGAAGACAACCUGAUGGCCCAAAACGUCCCUUCUGCACAAAAAUCACCCGCACCCUCACCAUCCGAUCGUUCUCCUCUCCCCAGAGCGCAGGUUCAGCCACAGCCCCAGCCGACAGUUGCUCGUACGCCUAGCGUCGCGCGACGUGCACGCGCCGAGGAAGCUCAACAAGUGGACAUGGAAGAUUCCGAGCAGCCGCGUCUUAGCCAUGUUCGAAUCUUGCCUACCAGUCUGCCAUAUGUCCACGAUCAACUGAUGGAACAGCGUGAUCGGGAGCAGAGAGAGCGCGAUAGAGUGCUAGAAGAGCGCCGACAAGAGGCCGCUCUCCAAGAACAAGGCCAGGGAGGCGAGCCGAGAGAACUAUCCGUCGAGGAGCAAGCUACUACGGUUUGGGCGUUGAAGCCCCAUUCGCGUAGCAUCGUUGACCUGGAGAAGCUGCGGCUCGAGCCCCCGAUUGGACACCCUAUCACACAGCAACCGAAGAGAUCACGAAAAUGGCAAUUUGGUAUUCGUUCUCGCAACCAACCCUAUGAGGCUAUGCUUUAUUUGUACCGAGCAAUUGCUGCUCAGGGUGGAGUCUGGGACGUCCAGCCGAUUGAAUCAGGAACUAAUAUUGGCCCUGAUGCGACACCGUCACCCGACAAACCCAAACCCCUCCAGAGCAAAUAUCCGGAUCUUCCCUCGGACUACUACAUUCCCAAGGACCCCUGGUUCAUUCGCGCUCGCCUUUUAAAAGAAGGCGUGACGGCACCGGGAGCAUCCACCAGUGUGUAUAAUAGCCGAAGUGAUCUCGAGGAGCUGCGCCGCCGCUUUCAUAUUUCCGGCAUCUCAGCACACACUGAGGAUAAUAAGACCUUAACAACCGACAACAGUGCACCUUCUGCGCCUUCAUCCGCCAUGCAAAAUAAGGGCCUUCCCAGCAUCUCCCACGGUGUCUGGGUCUUCGUCGACAUUCAACUCUAUCAACUCGAGGAGAAUAACUACAUGGUCGACUUCAAGUGCGACGGUUACCAAAACGUGAUUCGUGCCCAAGGUGACACUGAAUGGAACCCCAUCAGCAAGCGGAUCAAGAAUAAGGAGAAAGAGGUCACGAGCCCUUAUCCUUUCCUUGAUGUAGCCUCCGAUCUCGUGGCUCAGCUUGCAGUGGCUAGCUAA